This is a messenger RNA of Chelmon rostratus (copperband butterflyfish), 3621 nucleotides long. RefSeq names its product tudor domain containing 1 (gene tdrd1). The record is from RefSeq and is a predicted model, not a curated record. The transcript has 26 exons. NCBI's taxonomy places the organism in Eukaryota, Metazoa, Chordata, Actinopteri, Chaetodontiformes, Chaetodontidae.
AUGUGCAACACUUGACCUCUUUACAAACACGUGCACUCAGCUGCAGCCAUGUACCGCUCAUUUUCUCCAAACUUGGUUCGACCUAACCAGCCCUUGAGGAAACCAUCAUCGAGCCUCGUGGCUCUUUGCGCAUCGUCUCCUCCAACACAUCCCAUGCCCAGUGUUGCACCUGUGAGCCCCACGUCAGGUGGCCUUGGAGACGGUAAAUCAAUGGACACAUCUGCAGUGUCAGGAUCCGUGCAACAGGCAUUGAAUGCACCCUUCUGCAACUACUGUGGUAAACAAGGAAAUUUCCGGUGCAACCGCUGCAAGAAGACACCUUAUUGCUCUGUGGUGUGUCAGACAGAAGACUGGAAGGCACACAGACACAUGUGCAAGUCCAUUGAUUCAGAAAUUGCAAAAGAGAAACAAAAGGAAACCAGGGCCUCGCUAGUGACAGGGAACAGAGCUGACCUUUCAGAGUCUAAGCAUGGUGAUACAAACAACCUCCAGAGGGUCUAUUUCACGGACUUGCAUAUGACUAAAGUCAUCAAGGGAACAUACAUCCAGGCGUCUGUUGUACAGUUUUACAGUCCUGGCAGGUUUUUCGUUUUCAACCAAAGCCCUGAGCUGCUGGAAGCUCUGAGAAGCAUCAGCACAGAGCUUCAUAAAACCUACAGCUGCCCAUCAGUGCUGACAUAUGUACCCCAUGUUGGAGAGGUUUGCGCCGUUCAGUUCUCCUGUGACAUGAACUGGUAUCGAGGCCUGGUCCAGACUUUGGCUACUGACCAGAAGAUGGCUAAUAUCCUUUACAUUGACUUUGGCAAUGAAGAAGAUGUUCCUGUGGCACGGAUCAAGCCCCUGGCUGCUAAUAUCCCACCAUUUUGCCCAUGCGCAAUGGAGUGCCGUAUUGCUGGGGUGGUGCCAGUGGCUGGCAACUGGUCAGGCGAGUGCUGUAUUGCAGUGAGACAGAUGCUGGCCGGCAGGUCUGUGUCUGUUAAGAUGGUGGAAACACUACAGUGUGGUCGCAUCCAUGCUGUGGAUAUCCUGCUGUCCAUGGGAAAGCCGUUGAGCACGUUCCUCCUUGAGCAUGGCUACGCGGCAACGGAAACAGACAAAGUGACGCCAACUGAGCAAGAAAUAAGCGACAUGAUGAGUACAUCUUUGGAAAACUUCAGGCGUUGCUCUGAUGGGAAGGAUGACAACACCUGGGCUCAGCCACCCAAGCCAAUGAUGCAGGCAGUGGGUGACUCCUUCUCUGUUGUGGUCACCCACUUGCAGUCACCCAAUGAAAUUAUUGUCCAGAAGGUGGAGAACGCUGAAGUGAUUCAGGCGUUGCAGUUGAAGCUGAGGGAACACUGUUCUCAGGUCCCAGCUCCCCAGAACUUCAGACCAGCCCCUGGCACAGUUUGCUGUGUCCAGUUCUCAGAGGACAAGCAGUGGUACAGGGCUAAAGUUCUGGCUUAUCCAUCAGAGGAACGCGUUUGUGUCGGCUACCUUGACUUUGGUAACUCCGAGGAGGUGGAUUUAGACCACCUGAGGCCCAUCAGCCCUUCACUACUGGCCCUGCCCAUGCAGGCUAUGCCAUGUGGUCUAGCAGGGGUGCAGCCUGAUGGGGAGUGCUGGUCAGAGGACUGCGUUUUGGCCCUGCAGCAAAGGGUAUCGAACAGAAUACUACACAUUGAGAUCCACGGAGCACAUGAGGGCAAGGCUUUGGUGGCCAUGAUUGAUAAGACCAGUGAUCCUCAGGCCAAUAUUGCUGAGCUGCUGACCUCUGGUGGUUUCACUGCACCUGCUCCUGUUACCGCCUGUAGUGACCAGCAGGCUGACCAGACGGCAACUGCUGCUGCCGAACCACAAGUGCCUAGCCCAGCCUGUGAGCCUCUGGUGUGGUCAUGGACUGAACUUCCCACUGAUGGCCAGACAGUGGCACUGCUAGCCAGUGUCCUGGAGAACCCUCAGGAUUUUUACUGCUGCAUCAACAGUCCUACAGAACAUCAGAGGCUGAUAGAGCUGGGGGUGGAGCUGAAAAAGCACUGUGAGGCGAAUGCCUCACCUUUUGUGCCAAAAGUGGGAGAGCCCUGUUGUGCCGUGUUCCCUGGUGAUGGAGCGUGGUAUCGUGUGAUGGUAAACGGGCUUUCUGAAGACAAGGUGUCUGUACACUUUGUGGACUAUGGUUUUAGCAUGGAACUGCAAAGGAACCAGCUUCAAUCCAUCACUCCCCAACUCCUGACUCUACCCUUCCAGGCAAUUCGCUGCAGCCUUGCAGGUGUGGAGCCCCUGGGAUCAGAGUGGAGCAGUGAGGCCAAACUGUGGUUCCAGAAUCUGGUGGAUGGCGUGAACCUCUCUGCACGUGUGCUUUCUGUCUCUGAACAAGGCUACUAUGUGAAGCUGGAGAGCAGAGGGAAGGAUGUGGCAGCUUCCCUCAUUUCUGAGCAACUAGCCAAGGCUCCUGGAGCGACACAUGAAACCCCAGGCUGUGAGGCCAAACACCAAGAGAAAAUACAGGAAAAUGAGCACAGCCAAAUGAAUGUGCAAGCAUCUGACCAGACCGGAGCCAAAUCCAAAGAGAUACCAGCUGACGGGAUGCUAUCAGAAGACCAGCUGGAGGCCCCGUCUUUCCCAGUGGAUUGGAAGACAGUGGAGCUGCCUCUCAAGGAGACCUUUCAGCCUUACAUCGCAGCUCUCAUUAGUCCUUCCCUGUUCUACCUGCUUGUUGCCAGUCAGGUGGACCAGCAGAAGCUUCAGGGAGUGAUGAUGGAGCUGGCCGCCUACUGCAGCAACAAUCGGGCCUCUUUAUCCUCUGCCUUCCUAAGCAGACCAGAUCCUGGAGCUGCCUGCUGUGCCCAGUACUCUGCUGACAAUAACUGGUACCGUGCAGUGGUCCUGGAGGUUGGCGAGAAUGACAUCAGUGUCAUCUAUGCAGAUUAUGGAAACACUGAGACGGUGCCAUUCUCCCGUAUCUUGCCCAUCCCCAUGCACCUGCUGCAGCUCCCCUUUCAGAUCACUCGCUGCAGCCUCACUGGUAAGGAACACUUCCCUGCAGAGUGGCCACAGGAAGUGCAGCAGAUGGUCCAAAGCCAGCUGCAGAAUGGCGUCCUCGCCACUGUCGAGUCUUUCGAUGGCUCUGCUAAUGUGCUCUCACUGACUCCACUCACUGAGACGGGCGGAGGGCACCUCACCGCCAUGAUCUUGGAUGCACUACAGGCCCAGGCCAAGAGUAAUCCUUGCCCAUCCACCACCCAGAAGGCUGAGCAAACUGACAGCAGCACAUCUACUGCCAGCACUACAGCUGUCCCCAAGUCCCUUCAGCCCAAGUCGAUACCUCAAACCCAGGAGGGGCUGGAGAAUGCAGCAGCCACAACUGUUCUAACCGUAACCCUAGAGCCAGCACCCCAGACUCCCCAGCAGGAGAAAAAAACCUCGGCAGUGUCAGUCAGUGAGGAUCCAGUUCAGAAGAUUUUUGAGCAAAAAGAGCCUCCAGGUGAAAUUAAUACAAAAAAUAAUGCUCCUCAGACGUCUGGCUGCUGCUGUCCGAGCCUAAAGACGAAGAUUGACCACCUGGAACAGUUGGUGCAGCUGCAGCUUUCUCUCAUCAAGCAGUUAGUGGGACAGACAAAAGAAGAUUCACCAAAUACAUAA